AUAAAAAAAAGAGCACCAAUUGCUUGAAUCUUAACAUAAGGAGGAAAAAUUACACCAAGUCAAGAUGCCGUACGGAAUCAUCAUGUCGGAGCUCGAGCUGCAGAGGGAAGCACAAGCCGAAAGAGAAGCCAUGGUUCAGUUGCACCCACCGUUGGAACUAGAGGAAAUACCAAAAGAAGACGAAGAAAGGCUAGAAAAAUUAUUUUCUAAAUUAGACACCGAUGGAAAUGGCAAGAUCGACUUCCACGACCUGUCCGUGGCCCUCAAGGAGUUGGCUCCACACAUCAACCGGAGUUAUGCAGAGAAAUUCCUGGCUAAGCCUGGCUGGAAGGAAGGCGGUGACGUCACCCUCUCCGAGUUCAUUCACUACGUGCGCGAACAUGAGAAGAACCUUAGGCUCCAAUUUUCGCAUCUCGACAAGAACCAAGAUGGAAAAGUCGACUUGGAAGAACUUAUUUCGGCGUUCGCAGAUAUGGGGAUAGCUGUUAACAGAACGGAAGCUACUAAUUUGUUGAAAAGGAUGGACCAGGAUGGCAGUCUUACGAUCAGCUACGACGAAUGGCGGGAUUACAUGUUGCUUGCGCCCGACACCGAUAUACACUCGCUCAUACACUUUUGGAGACACUCUACUUACUUGGACAUUGGCGAGGACAUGAAUGUGCCUGAUGACUUUACCCAGAGCGAGUUGCAAACGGGUAAAUGGUGGCGCCAUCUACUAGCCGGGGGCAUUGCAGGCGCAGUCAGCCGAACCUGUACGGCGCCACUAGACCGACUAAAAGUAUUCCUACAGGUUAACCCAAUCAGAGAAAAUAUGAGUGGAUGUUUAGCAAGAAUGAUCACCGAAGGAGGCGUAAGAGGUUUAUGGCGAGGGAAUGGAAUAAAUGUUAUUAAAAUCGCUCCAGAAUCUGCGCUAAAGUUUGCCGCAUAUGAACAAGUGAAGAGACUAAUAAAAGGUGAUAGGAAAGCCAACCAUCCGUUGGAAAUACAUGAGCGUUUCGUAGCAGGCGCCACGGCUGGCGCAAUGGCGCAAACUGUGAUCUAUCCAUUAGAGGUGUUGAAAACAAGAUUAGCAUUAAGGAAGACUGGUCAGUACCGUGGGAUAAUGGAUGCGGCAAAAAAAAUAUAUUACAGGGAAGGGCUGAAGUGUUUCUACAAAGGAUACAUUCCAAAUAUUUUGGGCAUAGUGCCGUACGCUGGGAUAGAUCUUGCCGUUUACGAGACUCUAAAGAAGAAGUACAUAAGCAAAUACCAGGCACACAAUGAGCAGCCGGGGAUGUUGCUGCUGCUGGCGUGUGGCAGCACUUCUUGCACGCUCGGCCAGGUCUGCUCCUACCCUCUCGCGCUGGUCCGGACGCGAUUGCAAGCUCAAGAGAAAUCAUCGUCGGGCGCGGAGGCCACAAUGCGCGGUGUGUUCCGCGAGAUCGUGAAACGCGAGGGCGUGCGGGGCCUGUACCGCGGCAUCACGCCCAACUUCAUCAAGGUGAUCCCGGCGGUGUCCAUCUCGUACGUGGUGUACGAGUACGCGAGCCGCUCGCUCGGCGUCAACAUGACGUGAUCGCGUCGCCGGCGCGCGCCUCGCGACAGAACCGCCCCAACGCUCGAGCUCAAACUCGCACCACAUUCUAAUUUAAGCAUAUUAGCAAAUUGCAUUUCGUUGUACAUAGCUCUCGUGCAUGUUAAGUCUUAUUUAUUAUACGUGACGUAUUCCAAUGAUUUUAAUUGUUUCGAACGGAUAUUGUAAUCAUUUAAGCUUGUAAUUGUGUAGCGAAGCAAUUGGUUGCAUCUUACGGUAAAUUGACGUGAAUAGAGAAAAAUGACACAACGACGGCACGUCGUUGGCUUUUACUGUGAUUACAAUAAAUUAUGUAAUUUUUUUA
Messenger RNA from Helicoverpa armigera (cotton bollworm), 1877 nucleotides. It is a transcript of the gene SCaMC, whose product is annotated as calcium-binding mitochondrial carrier protein SCaMC-2. Gene Ontology annotation, cellular component: mitochondrial inner membrane. Bases 65 to 1555 code for a protein of 496 amino acids. Gene Ontology annotation, molecular function: ATP transmembrane transporter activity; calcium ion binding. The record is from RefSeq and is a predicted model, not a curated record. Gene Ontology annotation, biological process: transmembrane transport; ADP transport; ATP transport. The transcript has 9 exons. NCBI's taxonomy places the organism in Eukaryota, Metazoa, Arthropoda, Insecta, Lepidoptera, Noctuidae.